Molecule: messenger RNA, 594 nt
Organism: Lactuca sativa (garden lettuce)
Lineage: Eukaryota; Viridiplantae; Streptophyta; Magnoliopsida; Asterales; Asteraceae
Source: RefSeq, a predicted model, not a curated record
AUGGAACAAAAUUUACCAAUAAUUGCCAAGAAAGUAAGGAGUUUGGUUCGUGUCAUCUUCUUCAUGUUGAGGAAAGGCAUUUCCAAAAUUAAAUUCUUCGCUGAUUUGAACAUGAUGAUUAACCGUGGCAAGAUCGCCGGCAAAGCCUUGCACAACCUUCUUUUCAACCACCACCACAAUUGGGUUGCUUCCACCUUCCACCGCCAACCACACCACCUCUCCUUCCCUACGACACCACCAGGCGAAUACGAAUUCAGCUGCAAAGACACGCCUCCUUACCCACUCUCCCUCUUUUCUACCCACAAGAAACACCAAAACAAACAUCACCGCCUGGCAACUCCUCACGCGCCUCCGCCUCCUGAUGCCAAUGACGACAUAAUCAUCAAUGCUGCGGUUAUGAAGGCCCUGGAGAUGCUGACAAGCACCACCGCGUCGCCGGCACUGCCGGGAUUUGGGAAGUCUCCGAUGGUUAAGCAGCUGAGGAUAACAGACUCACCUUUUCCGUUAAGUAACGGUGAGGAAGAUGGUCAUGUGGAUGAGGCUGCUGAGAAGUUCAUAAUGAGGUUCUAUAACAAUUUGAAACGGCAAAACUAA